Molecule: messenger RNA, 644 nt
Organism: Pungitius pungitius (ninespine stickleback)
Lineage: Eukaryota; Metazoa; Chordata; Actinopteri; Perciformes; Gasterosteidae
Gene: mrpl52
Product: mitochondrial ribosomal protein L52
Exons: 6
Coding region: 105-488 (127 amino acids)
Biological process (GO): mitochondrial translation
Cellular component (GO): mitochondrial large ribosomal subunit
Molecular function (GO): structural constituent of ribosome
Source: RefSeq, a predicted model, not a curated record
CUUUUCUCUUAUUUAUUUCCUUUUAGUUAAACAACCCACUUUUCACGCAGUAAACGGUGAGCUUUAGCCCCACCUGGUGGCCAGCGCGGUGCAGCGCAGGCAACAUGGCGGCCCCCAUGAGGACACUGUGCAGUUCAGUGUUGAGGCUCUCCAGCAGGCAGUUCAGCACAACGUGGGGGGUACAAGCUGGGGAGAAAUGGAGGAAAGAACACGGACUUGCCCGAAGUGGCACAGAAUACGGCCCUCUGACAGAUCUGCCUGAUUGGUCGUUUGCAGACGGGAGACCAGCGCCUCCGUUGAAAGGACAGCUGAGAAGAAAGCAAGAGAGGGAAGUUUUAGCAAGACGCAUCGUGAUGCUGAGCUCGGAGGUGGACAAAGGAAUGGAGGCGUGGAGCGAAAAGCUGGAAGCAGCCAAACGACUGGAGGAGCACAAAAAGUCUCUCUUACUCAAAGCUAAAGGGAAGCUGUUGAUGAAGAAAAAAAUUUGACCAGACGAGCUGACAGUCGGGUGGGAGGACGCCUAAAAGGCCCCCAGGAGGCACACAAAAAAGGGUUGUUAAAAAGCGGUUGGCAUGGCGACGCGCACAUCCUCACACCUGCACCAUCAAAGACCUCCCAGAUGAACCAACAGUGGGAAAUGUGAC